Molecule: messenger RNA, 12117 nt
Organism: Podarcis lilfordi (Lilford's wall lizard)
Lineage: Eukaryota; Metazoa; Chordata; Lepidosauria; Squamata; Lacertidae
Source: the annotation of a GenBank genome assembly
AGGAGGAUGACGCGGAGGCGGAAGCGGCUUUAUUCGGGAGCUCUGAUAGGGCGAAGCCUGGCCAGCGCGCGGUCACGUGGCCCCGCCGCAUUCGCAGCUUUCGCCAGGGGAAGCGGGUCGAGACCCCCGCGCGUGCGCAGCUUGAAUGGGUGGGGCAGAAAGAUGAAGCUGACGGAAAAGUUGCCGGCCGAGGAAAGGCUGAAGGUGAGAACGCGGGGAGGGGGAGAAGGCUGGCCGCUGAUUGGGUAAAAAAGGCGCGCUCCUUUUUGCCUGCGUUGGAAGGUUUGCUCUGAGGCAAAGAGGUGGUUCUGAAGGAGCGACUGCGGUCCAUUCCCAAACUUGGCCCUCCAGAUGUUUUGGGACUACAAUUCCCAUCAUCCGUGACCACUGGUCCUGUUAGCUAGGGAUCAUGGGAGUUGUAGUCCGAAAACAUCUGGAGGGCCAAGUUUGGCCAUGCCUGAAAGCCCGGGGUUUUACCUCCAGCAUAUGUGUGACGGUUCACAAGCAGGGCGUGGAAAAGAUGGGCCGUCCCCUUCCCGAAUGACCCCAACAUCCCUCGGGUUUCUGAGGAGCGCUGCUCCUGUUCAUGGAGGCUCCAUUCGCUUCAUGCCAGCAGUGCUCCAGCUUCUGAAGGGUUGAUGGCUGGUGGAGCCCUGAACUGACUGCAUGGCCUCCACAGCAUGACCUGGUGCUUUUGCCCUUCGCAAUAGGAAUCAACUCCUAAUGGUCGCCCCCCCCCAAUAAAAUAAUUCUUAAGAUUGUUCGGCAUUGCCAUUCAAGUAGUGUGUGGGGGGGUUGUGUCAUGUGAUCAAUUAUGUUUGCACCCCUUGUUCUUCACUAAUGCACCCGAAAAGGCUCAAAGAUAGUGUGUUCAUAACACAGACAUGGGCACAGAAACAGCAGGUGAUCUCACAGGCAGAGCCGGCCCACCCAUGAGGCGACUGCCAUAGAGCUUUAUGGCCCCUCCUUGUUUCUGAUGUAGAUCUUCACUCACCUCUUCUUCCCAGGUGGGGAGGGGGAUGCCAUUUUGUGUUUUUUCCUCAGAUGCCAAAAUGUCUUGGGCCAACCCUGAAGACAGAUGAUUCUGAACCGUCUCCAUAUGGGGUGGGUGGGUGAUCAGAUUGUUAAGUCAGUAAUUUCAACAGAACCCCUUGCUGGACAGAGGCAUACCCAGCGUCCGUUUUAUUAAUUUUAAUUAAUUUUGCUAAGACUAUCAUUUGGGAGUGAUCAAACUGUUGAUUGCAAAUGAUGUGGUGUUGCAUAGCAAAGUAGAUGUGCAAAGAUCCUGUUCACUACUUAUAAUUACAAACAUCAGAAAAUACAACAUCUAUAAAACCAACAAAAUGCAACAUCAGUAGAACCAGCUGUCUCUUAAAGCUUUGUUUAUACUCAUUUCUUCCAGUUCUUUCACAAAGUAAUUGAUGGGAUUUGUGGCCGCGCAUACCCUCGAUAUCAAGACUAUAACACUAUUUGGAAUUUGACAGAAUGGAUGGAGGUUCUAGAACAAACCUCGGCAUAUUUCAAAAGUACCGUUGCCAAAGAUCGCUCCGAUGAAGAGGUAUCCGCACUUGUUUUGUGACUUUUAAAUAAAGACUCAGUAUUGCUAUUCUAGUUUAUGUAAUAAUAUAACCGUUAUGAGAAAGUUAUAUAUAUAUUUUUUAAUUCUCUUUACGUUAUGAGAAAGUUAUAAGCAGAGCCUUUGUGUAUCUGCAACAGGUAUCGGCUUCAAAAUUAAGCAGAGUUAAGUUCAAUUUAAUUUAAUUUAAACAGAUUAUACAUUAGUACUUCAGCCAGUGUAUUCUGUAAUUCUUGUAGAUUAUGAAAAGAAUCUAAUGAAGUUUAAUAUGUCUUAAAUCUUUCAUUUGGGAUAAAGUUCUGUUAAAGACCUUUCUUCUCAGAUGUAUUAACCUACAGCUGGUAAAACACGUUGAGCUGCCUGUACUUGAUUUUUAUUCCCGAAAUGGUUACCAUUUUUCUGAUUUUGCUUUGAUGCUCUAGAACAUUUCUUACUCUGAUAGCGAACCCAGUUGGUGAGUGCCAACAUAAAGCCAAAAUGGGGGCACUGAGAAACAAGAGGGAGAUACUAGCAUGCAUGGGGAACCCCAAGGUUUUCAGAAGUAAAAAUAAUAGUAUGUAUAUAUUUUAAGAAACCCAAAAAUGAAAUUGGGGGGAGGGAAAUUAACCCAACAAGGAGUUCAUUGCUAUAAUUGUACAGCCAACAACCGCAGAGUCAUUCCACUGCUACAUGAUUAGAAGACUCGUAAUCAGAUGAUCAGGGAUGAUGAAACAGCUGGAAAGAGGGGGGCAGGUGCAGACACCUGCAGCCAAACCAAGCAGCUUUGCAUUUGCCUCCUCCUGCACUCCCAAGUUGGAGUUUUGCCAUUCACUGCUGGAUGCCAUGUCACUCCUAGUGUGAAUUUCUUACAGUCUGCCACAUAGUCAUUUUCUCUUUCAGGCAUUUCCCUACACCAUAGCUUUGACAAAGGGGAGGCAGUUUAGGAUUUCACAGCUGAGCACAUGAAGGGUUUUGCGGGCCCAGCUGCUUGUUGCUGGUUAUCAAAGCAGUAGGAGCUGUUCUUGCCUGCGUAUCGGUGGUACCCAGUUGCAUGUGGUCCUCAGCUGCAAGACUGAGGCCCAUAUUUUAGUCAGUACUUAGAGUAAAGGUAGAACUGACGUAAUAUAGGCAUUCUGGUGGUUUUGAUUGUGCCUACAAAACAGACACAAAAAUGAUGUGGUCUUUAAAAAAUAACUCUCGUAUUUACAAGUACAAACAAUGCCAAUUGUUAUCAUACAAUUGUUAAGCCUGUUAGGUUUAUGUGUUUUUUUUCCAUUUUUGUUUUGUUUUGUAGGCACUUCAGCCAUUGGACGAGCUGAGUUCUGACUCUCAAAAAGCUGUGGUGACUUGCUUGAAAAGCAGAAAACAUGACAUCAGGCAUGCCCUGAUUGAAAGAACAAAUGGCAUCUGUUCGGCACGCCUCCUGGAUUUUGACUGGCAGCUGAAGGUUAGGCUAACAGUUUCAUUCCUAGCUGUAUAAGACUGCUAGAUCAAGGGUAGCCAAACUGUGACUCUCCAGAUAUUGCUGAACUGCAACUUCCAUCAACCCUGAGCAUUGGCUACAAUGGCUGGGGCUUAUGGGAGUUGGAAUCCAGCAGCAUCUGGAGGGUACCAUGCUGACUAUCUAGACAAAUAUAUGUGGCCUAUGAGACUUUGAAACAGACUAUGGCAGAUCAACUGAGGGGAGAGGAGGCAGCCUGAGGUUCCCCGUCCCUGCUGUAUAGUAUGUAGUAAAGGUUCCAAACAAUUGUUAUUAAACAGUUGGUAGAAUCAUGAGAGUUUGUUUCUCGUAAGAUUGAAAUGAGCCAUAGAAAGGAUGUGGGCUAUUAUGUCUUAUGCCAGGGGUCAGCAAGGUUUACCUUGCCUGGGCCGGUUCUCUCCAGCAGAGAUCCUUCCGUGGGCUGGAUCGCACAUGCCUGCGAUUUCUGGUGUCUGCGCAGACGUGAUUUCUGGCGCUGCGGAAGCAAGUCCCCGCGCCGUGCUGGUUUAGCACAGCAUGCGGGGACUCACCAAGCGGGCGGCUCUGUUCGGGGGUGGCUUGUGGGGCGGUUAAACAAACCCUGUGGGCUGCUUGUGGCCCAUGGGCCUUAGGUUGCUGACCCUUGUCUUAUGCAAUAAAUGAACAAUGUACAUAAUACAGCAUUUCUUCACUCUCCUGAAUUGGACUGGUUUACAGCAUAUUUACUGUAUGGUAUAAUACGCUGUAGCAAUGUAACAUGCCAAUAUAAUCUACAAUUCCCCUUGGAUUAUAUAUUGAACAUUCAGGUUGUUUAUAAGAUCUGCAUAAGAGGAUCUGUGUUAAAUCUAUUAUAGUAGUUUGGUCACGUUAAUGAGAAUUAUGCAGCUGGUAGUUUGCAGAACAUCUGGCCAUCAUGCAAAAUGUUUGCUCAGAAGAGUGAUUACUCUUCUAAUGUGCUUCUGUUUGCUUCACUGUGAUUAUAAAUUGGCUCUUGCUUAAAUUUGUUCUGGAAGCCAUUAGAUAAAGAGAGGUGGGUUUUUUUGUGUCUUAUUGGAGUUCUUAAAAGCAUUAUUUGUUGAAUGUGAACAUUUCAGCAGGAACCUACUUGAGAAAUUGUGAGCCUUUAAUCUGUAGCCACACGUGACUCUUCAUUUCUGAAGGGCUUGCAACUUUUCUUUAUGGCUAAGCUUUAAUUUAUUAAUCUGAUUAAUCUGCAGUUCUCUUUCCCAUCUGGCUAAUUUGAGUUCAUUAUGUGUGCAUAUCUUCAGCCUUUGUGAACAAUACCUACAGCCAGAUCACCUUCUGUACCUUCAGGUAUAUAUGUUGAUUAUAAACCCCACCAAACAUGUUUGCACCCAAACCCUUUGAAGUCUAUGGGAGUAUUUGCUGGCUUUCUGUUCUUGAAAGCGUGCUUAUGACAGCGACUGAGCAGGCUGGAGAGGCAUAUAUGGUUUGACAGGUUGUAUUAGCACUGCCAGUGAGUAUUGUAUUAGUAGUGCUAGUGACAAAUCGCAGUGAAUCCUGGAAACCAAAGAAUUACUCUGAUGGAGUAAGAAUGUUUUCUGAAUAGAUAGUCUUGCUUUAUUAUGGAUUAUUCCCUUGCUAGGUUGGGAUAAGCAAUGUAUUACACAUGGACAGCUUCUGUCUGGCCAAGGUUUCUUUCCCGAGUGCUUCUAUACUGCCUUGCUAAGGACAUAGUAUCCAAGCCCAGCUGAUUCCAUAAUGUGUGCAGUUUUGUGGGUUACACUGGGGAUCCCACCCCCUGCUAUGUUUUUGGCAGUUCUGCUUCACAACAAUCUAUAUGUAUAAAUAUGAAUUAGUGUAUUUAUUUAGGAUACAUACUGCUCUUCAAGAACAAGGCAACACAUUCUCAAACUGUACAAGGUGGCUUACAAUCUUAUUUCAGUAAAGUUUUCAUAGCAGGGGUGAGCUUCCACAAGUGUAUUCCCCACCCUAGAACAAAGGAACAGAUCCAUUUAUGAUACUUGGGUUCUGGCUGCUUUGGCCUUGGUAGAUCUGGGGGCAGAUCCCUUUCUGCAAAUCUGAGGUUAAUAACAGUGUCUGCAUUGAGGGCUCUCUCACCACACAGCUCUUCCGAGAGACAGCUCACCUGAUGGCAGCUAGAAUUCUCCUAGAAGAAGACAUGUUGUAGUUGCUCUCCUCCCUUGCCAAUAUCAGUGGGGGAACUCCUGGCCUCUAUGUUUUAUUGUCGCUUUUCGAAAGUCAAAUUCACAUCCUUUAACUGGGUUAUUUCCAGAGGAAAUUUCACUCCAGCUGAUUUGAAACCUGUGUAUUUGCUCCAUAUAGAAAGCUGCUCAGAUCUUUGUUGUUGUUUCUGAUUAAAUUUUUUUGGUCCAGGGUUCUCAGUUACAGGAGGAUACCUUGAAUGUACAUCUUCAUGACUAUAUAGUUAGUAUAAAUAACUUUUUAUCAGCCUUUCAGAAUCCGCUCACUGUUGUAAAAGUGCUAUCAUAACUGGCCUAAGCUGUUUUCUUUCUAAUUAUUUUCCUGUAUAGCUUGCCCUCUCUAGUGAUAAACUAUCCAUGCUGCAAAUGCCACUUCUAAACCUUGAUCUGGAUUUGACAGAGAAUGGUAACCUCAAGCCGUACUCCAUAGAAAUUAAUAAGGAAGAGCUACAGAACCUAAUAAGUUCACUGGAAGCAGCCAAUAAGGUGUGUAUCACAUUAUUUUAAAAAGCUGAAAUUACCCAAAUGAUUUCCCUGAUAAAACUAGCAACAGUUAUUUGUAUGCAAAGAGUACACUUUAUGGGAUAUAUCCAACAAAGUUGUCCUGUUGGAGCAAGGACCUGUCUGUGCAACAGGAUGUCCUCUCCCUCUCCUCUUCCUGCCUGCCUCUUGCCCUCCCCAUUUGCUCUGGAGGGCUGGAAGAACCCACCUUACAGAUUGGGGGCACAGGGAGAGGAAAAGGAAAUCCUGUUGCACCGAUUGAAGUCCUUGUGCCAAUAGGACAACUUUGCUGGGGAAAAGCCCUCAUUAUGUAAUAGGAACCUUAUCUGGGGCUAGGAGAGACUUCUUUAGGUCAUAUAAGUCAAAAGAUAUUUGUUUUAGGACAAGGAUGCGGAACCUGUGGCCCUCCACAACUUAAUUCAAAUGCAAUGGGAAGGCUUGCUAGUGUUAGCAGUGGGGUUAUUCAGCUGUCCUGAAUUCAAAAUACUUCACUAUGGGUGGCAAGAUAUUUGGAGUCCCUUUCAGUUCUGACUUCCUGCCCUUGUUUGUUGCCUUGGAAAUGUCUCUUCUGGCAGAAAGCGCUAUGAAAGUGAAAUAAAGCCUACUAUUUUUCAAGUGGAAGAUUACCAAUCCACCCCUUAGUUGUGUGAAAGCCAUUAGAGACUUAUUUUAUCCUUUAGAUGAGAAGACAAAAAGGCAAAAAAUGUGUGGGUGUAAGUUUGAAAUGUAUUCAAACAUUUUAAAAGGCUGUGUAAGCCGUUGUCUGAGCAUGAGAACCUACAUAGUUGUUACACGUUGCUACUUAGACUUACUGCUUCCAACUUUUGUAUUCCUCUUGAAGGUUGUUCUGCAACUGAAAUGAUUCCGCCAUCAGAAGUGUCAGUGAUAAGAAAAUAGAUGUGUAUUCUUCAAAACAAAAGGAACUGAAAUGCUUCUGAAGUGCUGAGGUUGACGCAUUAAAGUGAGAGACGGAAAGAUGUUAUUCAUAAUCUUACUGAGAGAACAACUCUUGAUGUCUGCUAGGCCAAAAUAAAUGCAAAAUCGCAUUAUGGCUAACCGGUGAACAUAACUUCGAUAGACUGCUGCAUUUCUGAGAAGUUUUGAGUGCCAUUUGUUGGAGAUCCUGAAGAAAGGGUGGGCUUUGUCUUAUCAUGUUACUAACAAGCAGCCAACAGUUACUCGAAAUAACUUGAUGCAAACAUUCCUUUUCUUCUUCUCUUGGGAUUUAUGUAACUACAUUGCAGACUAGGACUGUGAAAACUAUUUUAUACUCAAAGACACAAUUUGCUGUUAUAUUUUGGAACUGCAUAAAAAGAGGAUUUGUUUUGCAGAUUGAGCUCUGUUAAACACAAUAGAAAUGUUUCUACAAUUAAGUGUAGUGGAUUGAACAUGGCUAUCACCAGACCAUUUUAAGCAUUCUAUCUAGCUGUAGCUUGUAAUGUGCUUCUGUGUGAAAUAAAUUGAUUUCUCUUAAAUAUUAAAGUCGGGCUGUGAAACAGUACAGUUUAAGCCUACACAACUACCCCUGAUUGGUGUGAUCUGGCUGAUAUCUGCUUAUCAGAAUAAUUGCUGGUAGACUAAGUGAGCACAUUAUGUCAGCCCAUGAUUGCAAACAAUAGACUCCUUAGAAUUUGCACUAUAACCUAUAUGUAUCUAUGUAACCCACUAAAGAAAGUUAUUGAAAGAAAACUUCCAAAGCACUCGACCUUUCGCCUUACAAAGCACCCUAAACCAUUCUGAACUAGUUCAAAGAAAGUCAGUACUUUUUUUGUGGAUUGCAAGGCCGUGGGAAUUUGCUUUGAAGGUCUCUGUCUGCAAAGAGCCACAAUCAUAUGAUUGCACUUGUUUUGUUGUCUCUGUAAACCCUAACUUACUUGUGAGCUGGUCUUUGGGUUGGCUGCAAAGGUAUCUGGGUAGAUGGAUAGUGCCACACCUCUCUUAAGAUUUUUAUUUGUGUAUCCAUUUUGUUGAGAAUUAGAGAAAAGACUCACAAAUUGGUGAAUACCUAUAGUAUUGCUGGAAUAAGGUAAAAUAUCAUUUCCUAUAUAUAAAAUGCUUCUGAGUUAUGGAGAAGAUCCAUUAUUACCGCAUGUUGCUACACCAGUACUUCAAUGCCAGUAUGGAAAGGAGUAUUUUUCAAAUGCUUAAAGUGUCUGUAUGAUUGACUGAUAAAACAUGACCUGAGAAGAGAUGUAGCAAUCAUUUUUUCAUGAGUUUUUUAAAAAAGGUAUGGGGAACAGAUUUUUCAUGGUUUUAUUUACACACACACACACACACACACACACACAGCGCCUCAUAAUGCAUGCUUGAAAUCUCUGUAUAAAAUUUCAAGCUGUACAAUGGAAAAGUUUUUAAAAAAUGUUUAUUUGGUUACUAGGAUUACAUCAGCUAAUGAAAUUUACAUUUUAUUACAUUUUCAGAAGCUAUGAAAACUGGUUUAAUGAUAAAACUUAAAUAAUGCUACUUCUUUUGCAUCUUUCCCCGCCCUGCUCAUUCCUGCAGCAUUUAAAAGGGAAGUCCGGAAAAUAAAAUACUGAGUAAAAGAACAAGGGGAUGGUAGUUUCUGUACUACAGCAAAAAAACAAAAGACCCCCACAAUUUCUCUGAGUACUGUGUUUCAGAAUUGAUUUUUUUCCUAACAUACAUAAAGACUAAAAUCAAAAUAUGUGAAAAAUCAAAGUUGGGACUGGGUAAGGGCACCAGGGCACUAGGCAUGCUGACACUUCUAAAAAGGGGAGGCUGAGAAAUCUUCAUAGUUAAAGGAACAGCCAUACAUGUGAACCUGAAUGUUAUGUUGCGUCCAAUAUGUGGAUGAACAAAUAUUCCAUUGUAAAUGAAUAGCGUGAUAUAAAGGAUGGCUCUUGUGCAGCUUAUUGGAUCAGAAUGAUGCAAUCCUGGGCCAUUUUAAAGAUCUGCAAUCUGACUAUGCCCCUGAUCAGUCUGUGAUGUUGCAGUGAGUGGUCAGUACUAUUGAGAUCUGGGUCCAUAUCCUUCCGUGGUCAUGAAGGUCACUGGGUGGGUUUGAGAAAGUAAGUUAGUAUUUAUCAACUUGUCUUGUCUUGUAGGAUUGCUGGGAGGAUUAUCCCAGGUGUACACUGCAUAAAGGUAAAGGUACCCCUGACCGUUAGGUCCAGUCGCGGAUGACUCUGGGGUUGUGUGCUCAUCUUGCUCUAUAGGGCGAGGGAGCCGGCAUUUGUCCGCAGACAGCUUCUGGAUCAUGUGGCCACAUAGCUGUCAACUUUUUCCUUUUUUUUAAGGGAAAUCCUAUUCAGAAUAAGGAAAUUUCCCUUUAAAAAAGGGAAACGUUGACAGCUAUGUGUGGCCAGCAUGACUAAGCCGCUUCUGGUGAACCAGAGCAGCGCACAGAAACACCAUUUACCUUCCUGCCGGAGCGGUACCUAUUUAUCUACUUGCACUUGAUGUGCUUUCGAACGGCUAGGUGGGCAGGAGCUGGGACUGAACAACGGGAGCUCACCCCAUUGCAGGGAUUCGAACUGCCGAUCUUCUGAUUAGCAAGCCCUAGGCUCAGUGGUUUACACCACAGCGCCACCCGUGUCCCUUUGCACUGCAAAAGUGUAUACUAAAAAUGAGAGAAAUAGGUGAACACAGGCCAUCAUUUUAAUAUAAGGUGCAAUUUAGGGUUGUUUUGUAAAUAAGCAAUUCUAAACUACAAAUGGCUGUCAUUACAAGGAGACCCAGUUAGCCACAUGAAGAUUACUUUGAAUGCCACUCCCAACUGUGUCUUGGUUUAGAACAAGCAGUAGAGAAGAAUGGUGUUGAAGAGUGAAUACUGUCUGCUUAACAAGGAUCAUGAUCCAUUAAUGUUUAGGGAGCAAGCAAAUGUGCAUUCACUUUGGGGGCAAAUAAGUAACAUAUGAAAGGUGGUGAAGAAAUAUAGCUUGUUUUUGUCUUGGGUGAACUAACUUCAGUUCUCCUAAGGCUGUUAAAAAAGUGCCCUUUCUGUGCAGAUUCGUAUUUUCUUAGAUAUGGGUGCUUAGCCUGUUUAUCUACAGACACUAGAUACUACAAUGUUAAGUACUUCACAAAAUGUAAGUUAUGGGGUGACAAAUAUGAUAGACAUCGUUUAUUGAAAAGGAUGAUUCCUCUGUCACACAGCUGUUAUUCUUGUGGGUUUCUUUUGCCAUGAUGCGUGGCUUGCAAAAUAUGUACAAAAUACGCCCCACCCCCCAAAGCAGUGUUUUGAAUGAAGGCUGCAAGAACAAGGUCACAAACCAGGGAGUUUUCUGGCACCAGCCCUUCAUUGCUGGACAGAAAGGUGUGUUUUCCGCACAUGUGAUCAUUUCUCAGGAGUGUCGUCUUGGCCAAAUCACAGCACCUGCACACUGACUUUUGUUAUAAACAUGGUCCAGUAUGCAUGCCAAAGGCAAAAAUCUAGCACAAAUAUUAAACAUUGAAACCUUUGUUUAAACAAAGGAUGGUGAUAACACCGUUUUAGCUGUUGCAAGGUUUAGAAGAAAAUUUCACAAAUGCUGCUAUGGAACACACUGCUUUUUCUUGUUUUGCAGUUUAGCUUUUAAGAUCGGCAAGAAUGAACUUUGCACCUCAAAGUGAAAAGAUACCACUGCUCUGUUGUAAUGAAUGAGAACUCAGCAAGAGUAAAUGGAGCUUGUACAGGAGACCUUCCUGGUGACCUUUGUCCUAUACUAGAUCAGUUGAAUCAGCGUAUGAAAAUAAUCACAGUAUUGUGGGCUUUACAUGUUUUUUCCCCAAAACAUACAAAAAUGUACAGUUACUCCCAGAAAACACCUUUGGAAAAAUAUUUGAAAGAACAUUUGUGUUGACAGCAAUAGAGUCUAGUGCUACAUUAUGCAGGAUGUGCAAAAACAAACAAACAUGCAGUUAUAUACAGUAAGGAAACAGAAGCCUAACAAAAAUUAUAAAAUGCGCACACUCUAAAAAGUUAAGACGUGGGAUGUGUAAAAAGCAAGUACAUAAAUUCACAUUGCAUUAACAGAUCAGGAAUUUUAAUCAGAAAAUGCAGCAUAUCUGUAUACAAAAUAGAAAAGUUAAUCAUAAAAAAUUAGUCUAUUUUUCCUCUCUUGGCAUUUUGUUGAUUUUAUUUCCUAGAAAUCUUUCCUUUCGUUUUAGAAAACAAAUAUUUAAAGGGAUCCUUUUAGCAAGUGAACUCCAGAAAUUGCAUGUAUAAAAGCUCUUUCAUGUCGAAUAAAUGGUUUGGAAAACGUGUUUGCAUGAAAAUUCAGCUGGAAUUUAUAAGUUUUUAUGAAAAAUUAACUCAAAAUAGUUCUUUAAAAUACGUAAAUGAGAUUGAAACGAGCCACAGAGAAAGGCUGCCCCCCCACCUUCUUAAGGAGAUUCUGUAAUGUGUGUAAUUGUAUUAGGGCCUUGUUUUUAUUAGACAAAUUCAAAAAUGAAAAACAGUUACUUGGAAAUAGUUCAUUUGUUGCUGGAAGUGCGUUUUGAUGACUACAUCAAGCUGGUCAGGAACAAUUGAAAGUUGUGAAACUGGCUUGGGGAAUAUAAUCUCGGUGUGUAGAUGUUUUAGAUAGAUUUGAACCACCGUAUCAUCUUUGCCUUUGGAUAAGAGUUUCACCUUGAUGGCCUCAUCCUAAUAGCAGCCAUGGACACCUAAUACUCUAAAUUGUUUAGGCCAAAUUUUUAGAUUUCUUGUGGAUUGAGGCCUGUAGAGUUCAGAUACGUUGCCUCAGAUUCCAUCCUUGAAAUAUUUCCAUUAUUUAUCAGCUGCUCAAGCCACAACGGCAAUCCUCCCCAUUUCAUUUUUAAUUAGUUGGCAAGUUUAUACAUAAAAGGUUUAUGGAAUUGUUCUUCAAUAUACUUAGCAAGUACUGUACAAGGUCAACCCAAGCAAUCCUGGCUAACAAGGGGUUACACCAGGCUGAUUCACUGGUGUCUGAAGGCACCAAUGGUAGACCAGGAGUAGUGAUGGAAGACCAAGAAAGUCUCCAUCAUGUGCAAAUGCAACCAGGUGCCAAAGGGGCAGCUCCAUGCUUAUGCAAGGAGGUCCUGAUCGCUUAAUGAUACGACUUGAUAGGAAUAUAAACCAUUAUACUGCAACCUGUCUGCAUAACUUGUGACCCACCAAGCUGUUUAGCCAAGAAUCUGAUAGAUCUCAAAUUUUGCUGCCUGCCUGUGACUGCACAAAAGGGUAGGAUUAUUGAUACAACCUGUAGGCUUAGCAAAACAUAAGCUGUAGAGACCUGAUUACAGGACAAGCCAACGUGGUACCCUCAUUUUUGGACAUUGGCAACUGGGGGGCACUGUAUUGGUUACCACCACCCUACCCUACCAUGUUCUUCUGUGUGCAUUCAUGUAGAUGAAAAUGUAUCUGCAGCAAAAGGAAUACAGAGCAGAUUAUUGACCAAGAACAAAGCUUCAUUUUAUUGUUCCUUCCACACGCUAAUAAAACUAUAUAAUCA